CGUCGCCGUCGUCUCUCUCUCUCUCUCUCUCAUUUGCCGAUCGUGAAUCGGAGUUUUCUGAGCUCAAACCCUAAAAAUCUCCAUUGAAGCGGCUUGAAGAAAUCCAGAAUUCAGUCAACAUGAGAGAUGGGGCUGGACCUAGCACGGGAAAGGAGAAAUCAAAUGGUUAUCAAAAGAUGGACAUAGAUUUCGAAGAUCUUGAGUUUGAUGAAGAGGAAGAUGAAUUUGACGAGCCACUCGAUGAAGCUGCUUUACAAGAAAUGAAUCUGAGCAAAAAGAAAUUGGGUGAUUUUUGCAAAAAAGUAGGCACCUCAUUUUUUGACAAGUAUGGUCUGAUAAGUCACCAGAUCAAUUCAUACAAUGACUUCAUCAAACAUGGAAUCCAGAAAGUGUUUGACUCCAUUGGAGAUAUUGUAGUUGAGCCUGGAUAUGAUCCAUCAAAGAAGGGUGACAGUGACUGGAGGUAUGCAUCCAUAAAGUUCGAGAAGCCGACCCUUGCCCCACCAACUUAUUACCUUAGCGAAAAGUUCUCCCAAGAUGGCUGCGACGAAUCUCCGCCAUUGUUGCCCCGACAUGCCCGCCUUCAGUUCAUGACAUAUGCGGCUAGGAUAACAGUUCAGGCUCAUGUUAAGGUCUACACUAAAAGACGAGUCCGAAGUGACAAGUUUAAAACUGGAGUAGACCAGUAUGUUGCAGAUGAUUGCCUGUCAGAGGAUUCUACAACUGUUGGCAUAGGGAGUAUACCCGUGAUGGUCAACUCGGACCUCUGCUGGAUGAGUAAAGCAAACAAGAAGCCAGAUUGUGAAUUUGAUCAUGGUGGAUAUUUUAUCGUCAAAGGGGCGGAAAAGACCUUUAUUGCUCAGGAGCAAAUAUGCUUAAAAAGACUUUGGGUAGCUAACAUUCCAAAUUGGAUGGUUUCAUACCGCCCGGUUGCGAAGAGGAACAGAGUGUACAUAAAGCUGAUAGAUUCCUCAAAAGUUGAAAACGUGGCUAGUGGAGGGGAAAAAGUCCUGAAUGUGUAUUUUUCUGUGGUAGAAAUGCCUAUUUGGAUAUUCUUCUUUGCGCUUGGUGUAUCCUCAGAUAAAGAGGUGGUCAACUUGUGUGAUGUAGAUGUGGAGGACACUGAUAUCGUGAAUAUAAUUGUUGCUUCCAUACACGACGCUGAUAAUAAGUGUGAGUCCUUCAGAAAACAGCAAGUAGCUCUGAAUUAUGUUUCUGAACUAAUGAAGAGCUGUAAAUUUCCUCCUCAAGAAUCUAUAGAAGACUGCAUAAACAACUUCCUGUUCCCUAAUCUCAACAGCUUUAAGAAGAAAGCGCGCUUUCUUGGCUAUAUGGUGAAAUGCCUCCUUCAGGCUUAUACUGGUCGGAGGAAAGUGGACAACAGAGAUGAUUUUAGAAAUAAGAGGAUGGAACUUGCUAAUGAGCUGCUUGAACGAGAGCUCAGAGUGCACCUUAAACAUGCAGAGAGGCGUAUGACCAAAGCAAUGCAAAGAGAUCUGUAUGGAGAUAGAGAGUUGCAUCCGAUUGAACACUAUUGGGAUGCAUCAAUAGUUACUAAUGGUCUUUCCAGGGCGUUUUCUACUGGAGCAUGGACACAUCCAUACAAGAGAAUGGAGAGGGUAUCUGGUGUGGUGGCAAACCUUAGACGAACUAACCCGUUGCAAAUGACGGCUGAUAUGAGGAAAACACGCCAGCAAGUGUCAUACACUGGCAAAGUUGGUGAUGCUAGAUAUCCGCAUCCAUCACACUGGGGGAAAGUUUGCUUUCUCUCUACCCCAGAUGGAGAAAACUGUGGGCUGGUAAAAAACUUGGCCAGUUUGGGUCUUGUCAGCACAAACAUUGUGGAACCGUUUCUUGAUAAGCUCUUUGGUUGUGGAAUGGAAUCACUGGUGGACAAUACUUCAACAAUACUUCACAGGAAGCACAAAAUAUUUCUUGAUGGAGAUUGGGUAGGAGUAUGCGAAGAUCCUGUAUAUUUUGCCUUGAAACUAAGGCGUAUGCGGCGCAGGGGUGAAGUGCCACUUCAGGUUGAAAUCAAGCGGGAUGAACAGCAAAAGGAAGUCCGUAUAUUUUCUGAUGCUGGGCGAAUUAUGAGACCUCUUCUUGUUGUUGAAAAUCUAAAGAAGGUUCAACUUCUCAAAGAUGGAGAGUCCUUUCAAUCUUUUCUGGACAAUGGGAUUGUCGAACUCAUUGGUGCAGAAGAAGAGGAAGAUUGUAGAACUGCUUGGGGAAUCAACUAUCUCUUGGAGGGAAGCAAGGAGAACCCUCCGGCUAAGUACACACAUUGUGAGCUUGACUUAUCAUUCCUGUUGGGUUUGAGCUGCGGGAUUAUUCCUUUUGCCAACCAUGAUCAUGCAAGGAGGGUUCUAUACCAGUCAGAGAAGCAUAGUCAGCAAGCCAUUGGGUUCUCCACUUUGAACCCAAGCAUUAGAAUAGAUACAAAUACUCAUCAAAUGUAUUAUCCUCAGAGGCCUCUUUUUCGUACCAUGCUGUCUGAUUGCCUUGGAAAGCCCAAAGAUCCCCAUUAUCAUAAAUCAAUGCUUCCACGGCCUGAGUUCUACAAUGGACAAUGUGCAAUCGUGGCAGUCAAUGUUCACCUUGGAUACAACCAAGAGGACUCUUUAGUGAUGAAUCGUUCUUCUUUGGAGCGGGGUAUGUUCAGGUCAGAGCAUAUUAGAAGUUACAAGGCUGAGACUGAAAGUAAGGAAGGCAUGGGGAAAAAAGCAAAAUUUGAAGAUACAGUGGUGUUUGGGAAGACACAAAGUAAAAUAGGACGUGUUGACAGUCUGGACGAUGAUGGAUUUCCAUUCAUCGGUGCAAACCUUCAGAGUGGUGACAUUGUAAUUGGGAAAUAUGCAGAUUCAGGGGCUGAUCAAAGUGUAAAACUGAAGCAUACUGAAAGAGGCAUGGUUCAGAAGGUCAUUCUCUCUACUAAUGAUGAUGGAAAGAAUUUUGCUGUUGUGUCUUUGAGACAGGUUCGUUCUCCUUGCCUUGGAGACAAAUUUUCAAGUAUGCAUGGGCAGAAGGGUGUUCUUGGUUUUCUGGAAUCUCAAGAGAAUUUCCCUUUUACGGUGCAAGGGAUAGUCCCGGACAUAGUUAUAAACCCACAUGCAUUUCCUUCACGUCAAACACCGGGCCAACUUCUUGAAGCAGCCUUGGGAAAGGUCAUUUCCUUAGGAAAGCACAUUGGCCACCGAGCAGAUCUGAAAUAUGCUACGCCAUUCUCCACUCCAUCAGUUGAUGAAAUUACAAGGAACCUUCAUAGUCUUGGGUUCUCAAGAUGGGGAAACGAGAGAGUAUACAAUGGACGGACGGGCGAAAUGAUCCAGUCCCUAGUUUUCAUGGGCCCAACAUUCUACCAGCGGCUCACCCACAUGGCAGAGGACAAAGUGAAGUUCCGGAACACGGGGCCCGUCCAUCCCCUUACCCGCCAGCCCGUGGCUGACCGGAAGCGUUUUGGAGGGAUCAAAUUCGGGGAGAUGGAACGCGAUUGCCUCAUAGCCCAUGGUGCUGCUGCAAACCUCCACGAACGGCUCUUCACGCUCAGCGACUCUUCCCAGAUGCACAUAUGCAGGAAGUGCAAGAACAUGGCGAACGUGAUCCAGCGCCCGGUUGUGGGCGGGCGUAAGGUCAGGGGUCCCUAUUGCAGGUUCUGUGAAUCUGUGGAGGACAUUGUGAGGGUGAAUGUGCCCUAUGGGGCAAAGCUUUUGUGUCAGGAGCUCUUCAGUAUGGGCCUGUCACUGAAAUUUGACACUGAGGUGUGCUGAGAGAGCAAAGCAGCUGUAGGGGUAGUUUUUGUAACAAUUCAAGGAAUUGUUGUGGAAGUGUUGUUGUCUUUAAUCUUAUUUUGCUUUGUGCCUUAUUAUUAUCAAAACUCUUAUUUAAAGGAAAUUGGAUCAAAACACUACGAAGUAUGGACGACUGAACAAAAAUGUUACUCCCUC
This is a messenger RNA of Cuscuta campestris, 3944 nucleotides long. The record is from the annotation of a GenBank genome assembly. Lineage: Eukaryota; Viridiplantae; Streptophyta; Magnoliopsida; Solanales; Convolvulaceae.